Messenger RNA from Parascedosporium putredinis, 3129 nucleotides. The record is from the annotation of a GenBank genome assembly. NCBI's taxonomy places the organism in Eukaryota, Fungi, Ascomycota, Sordariomycetes, Microascales, Microascaceae.
AUGUCCGGGUUCAAAGUCAGGAGCCCAACCAGGCCCCGUGUGUUCUACGACCGGUUUAUAAAGCUGACCCCCAGCUCAAAGACUUGGCUGGGGGUUCCGGAGUUCGAGAUAACGCUAGACUUGGUCAGAAUGGAACUUGCUGCCUUCUUCCGAACGGAUUCCUCGCCCAACCGGCCGGGGUUCUACAAGUUGAACAUGGAGUUCCGUCAUUUAGACAAGGUGCAUUGGCAACGUAUCGAUGGCAGCCAGUCGUGGGCGAUGGUGAUUCCGCUAAAGCACCCACCUCAUUAUUUCUGGAAGCGAGAGAGCGUCGAGCAGACCUUUGCGGAGAACUCGCCCACAUGGACAAGAAGCCUCAUCUGGCAUCGCGCCACCAAUAUCGAAACGGUCUUGGACGGUCAAAUGUUUCGGCAGUUGUCGCUGCAAGACUCAGCCGAGAUGACAGACCCGUCGUUCGUCAACCUUGGGCGGUGGACGGCGUUUGGAUUUCUCUUCCAUGAGGUGGGGAGAGCUUCGCAAGCCCUAGAUGCCCUUCAAGAUUUCAACGUGACCAUUGACUCGGCUACAAAACUCAAGGUAGCCGAAACUUCCCUCCCCCUAUGGAAUCUGAUCCACGCGGAGCCCGCGACGCAACUUGGCAUGGUCAAACGGUUCCCGCAUGUCGCGAACCUGUGUCGCGUAUCAGGUCUACUUCAUGCUUUGCCCUUUGACAUCCGGUACCAACUAGAGGUGUGCAUAUCCCGCGGUGCCCUCUCAGAAUACGCCAUUGACGCGGCGUUCUUACUGAAACUAGAGAGCAUGAAUCGCAGCGAAUCUCGACGCAUACUGGAGCGCGUGGCAGACGAAGGCAAGAGAGUAACCGACCCGAUGACUAUUUUUGGCAAAACUGGAGCAGCUUCAUUUGAGAUUAGUCCGCCGCCGAGUCUCCGGAGCCUCUCCUACUGCGUGGUGAUGCGCAAGGUCAUGGUUACCCCGACCACGCUGUAUCUCACCUCUCCCACCCUCGAGGUAGCCAAUAGAGUCCUUCGCAGGUUCCAACAUCUCCAAGAUCGCUUCAUUCGCGUACAAUUUACGGGAGAGCUGUACGAGGGCAGGAUUCGCCCCGCGCGGACAGCGAGAGGGACGACCACAUCUACAAGCGGGUCUACCGAGUUCUCUUUCGGGGAUCCGCGUUGGAGGGCGGCACUACGAGUUUCUAGCUUUUGGAAACUCCCAGAUUCGGGAAAACGGCGCGUACUUCUUUUCCCCACGAACCAGAUAUCCUGCGACGACAUCCGUAACUCGAUGGGCAAGUUCAGCCACAUUCGCACCGUUGCCAAAUUCGCCGCUCGCAUGGGCCAAUGCUUUUCCUCCACGAGGGAGAUUCGGACCAUCAGCGUCCCCAAGAUUCGCCCCAUCGAGGACGUCGAGAACGCGGCUGGGUACUGCUUCACCGACGGCGUGGGAAAGAUAUCCGCGUUCCUGGCCGCCAUGAUUGUGCAGGAGCUCGACUUAGACUUUGCCCACAUGGCUCCCUCCGCGUACCAGUUCCGAAUGGGCGGCUGCAAAGGCGUAUUGGCCGUCUGGCCCGACGCGAAGAAGCGUGAGGUGCACGUUCGCAGAUCGCAGGCCAAGUUCGAGUCCGAGUAUAACGGCUUGGAGAUAAUCCGCUACCCAGACCUUUUGGAUUUGCUGAGCGUCCACGUCGAAAAGCACAACAGCGCACAGAUUUACAGCCGCGACGCCAUCAGCCUCCUCCGCCAACAAGUGGACGAAAACCAAACGACGCUGACCUUGGCCGAGAUCGUCCUCCACGGCUUCCGCGAGCCUGCGGUCAAGGAGCCGUUUAUUUCCACCGUUCUCAAUCUAUGGAGGGAACCUCAACGAAAGAUCUGUCGACAUUCCGGCGCUGAGGCACUUGCGAGACGUGGUGGUUUUCCCGCAAAGGGUGACCGUGAUCUGCCCAGCAUGUUGUCGGGCGGUGACCUCGACGGGGAUGACUUCUUCGUGAUUUGGGAGCCAACCCUGAUCCCGCCGGAAUGGAAUCACCCGCCCAUGGACUAUCAACCUCCCAAGCCCAAAGAGAUUGACACGGACGUCCAAGUUUGCCAUCUCCAAAAGUUUUUCGUGAGCUAUAUGAAGAAUGAUAUUUUGCCUACCGUGGCGCUGGCCCAUCUUGCCCACGCCGAUAACCUUCACGAUGGUGCCAAAAACCCAAAGUGUAUAACGCUUGCCAAGUUACACUCAAAAGCGGUCGAUUAUGUCAAGUCGGGUGAGCCUGCAGAGAUGGACAAGUCGCUGAUCCCUAGGCGGUGGCCCCAUUUCAUGGAGAAGAGGGUGCCCCGGGACAUGAUAUACCGGUCGAAAAGGGCCUUGGGCGCCAUCUACGACACCAUUUGCGACGUUGCCUUCAUACCCUCCUACACCCAUAAUUUUGACAAGCGAAUCCUGGACAAGGCCCCGCAGGAUGCAGAGCUUCUCGAAAAGGCCCGCCAAAUCAAAGCCCAGUACGACGUGAGCAUGCGGCGCAUCCUAAGCCAGCGAGAGAUUGCCACGGAAUUCGAGGUCUGGUCCGGGUUCGUCCUGUCCAAGCCGCGGGUGGGCAGCGCGUACAAGGUUCAAGAAGAGAUUGGUCGCCAGUUUGGAAGCGUCCGGCAGAAAUUUCGAGAGCUUUGCUACGAGGCGGCGGGAAGCUCGUCGGGCGACGGACUGAAAGCGUUCGUCGCCGCCAUAUACAAGGUGACUUCUGACGAGGCAAAGGCCGCCUUGGAGGGCCCGGGAGAUCCUACUCGGCACACGAUGGCAGACGCAUCUAGACGCAAGGGUGUCGAUUGGAUACCUGGCGGGUCGUCACGAGCCUCAGAAUUUGCCGAGGACAACGAGGACAGCGAGGAUAACAGGGACGACAAGGAAAAGGGAGAUAGCGAGGACAACAAUGCGACGAGUAGAGACGGAACUGGCGAUGCCAAUCCCCUCCCUAUGCAACCUCCCGUAACAGAGUUCGCUCAAAUGAGGAACAGACGAAAAGCCCAGACAGCAAACUCAAGAGCCCGGAGCAUGCUCCCCAGACAGAGGAGGGAGAUAAUUUAUCCGUGGUUGAGGGAGUACUCAUCGAUCUCACACACAAGCCCAACGAAGAUGCGCCUGUAG